Molecule: messenger RNA, 3504 nt
Organism: Beta vulgaris subsp. vulgaris (sugar beet)
Lineage: Eukaryota; Viridiplantae; Streptophyta; Magnoliopsida; Caryophyllales; Amaranthaceae
Product: probable apyrase 7
Exons: 4
Coding region: 747-3035 (762 amino acids)
Biological process (GO): nucleoside diphosphate catabolic process
Cellular component (GO): membrane
Molecular function (GO): nucleoside diphosphate phosphatase activity
Source: RefSeq, a predicted model, not a curated record
UAAUACCACUCGGCUAUCACCUGCUGCUCAGUACACCCAAGUAUAUGAUAGAUGUAUUUUCCAACAAAGACAAAAAAUACUUAUCAAAAGUAAAAUAGUACAAUCACAUGUUAAUUUAUACUACUUACUUUUUAUUAUGAACAUAGCAAUUAGCAAUCCUAAAUCCACCAUUUAAGGGCAAAAGUAAAAAAAAAAAACCUAAAAUUUCCAAUUUCAUAAUUUUGACUUCAAUCUCACACGUUCAUAUACUACCACACCCCUUCCUCUUUGUCCUGCCUUUUUCCGCACAAAAUUCCCACUCAAAAAUACUUCAUAAAGCACCAUUUUCCAAAAAAAAAAUCAUUUUCUUACAAGUAAUAAAUAAAGGGAUUUUUUUUUGAUGUGGGUUGCUUCCGUUGGAUCUUCCUGAAACACGGAGAUCAGAUCACACCAGCAGAAAGAGGAGAGAGAAAGAAGAAGAAGAAGUUUCACUCUAUAUGCGCUGCAUAAUUUCAUUCACUUCACUAUUUUUUUCCCACCCAACUGUUUUUCUCUCUUUAAUUUCUGAUUCUUUCACAUUUUUUGCAUUUAAAAACCCAAAAUCCUGACUCUUAGGAAGAAGAUUCAAUACUACUCAUUGAUCUGUUCAAAGUUUGUGCAAAAUCAGCGGUUUCUGGAGAAUUCCUGAAUGCUAAUUUUUUUGGUCUGAAAAAGUGGUCCAACUUAUAGCUGAACAGAGAUGAGUGUUCCUGGAUUUUAAGCAAACAAUGGUCUUUAGCAAAAUCACAGAAUUCAUCUCAUCUGCAACAAAUCGUCCAUCCAUGCGGCACUCGUCCUCCAUCCCAUACAUGCAAGCUGGAUUAUCACCUCCAAAAGGUUCUGGUCAUGGAUUUAGUUUUAGCAAUCCCGGGCAGAUGAACAUGAGGCUAUCUUCGUCAUUACAAGAUUUUUCUCAAUAUCGUCGAUUAGAUCCUGAAGGUGGUGAUUCAAAUGGUGGGACUGAUAUCAUCAAUGGAAAGCCUUCUCAUGCAUUCCGUAGAGAUAUUUCCAGCCCUAGUUUUUCAAAGGAUAAAGUACCCCAAGCAAAUCCAUUUACACGAAAGAAAUGGAUUAGAACAUUGACGAGCCUCCUCUGCCUGCUUUUCUUUGGCUUCCUUGUGUUCAUAGUUGGUCAAUUUCUUUAUUCUUUGUGGUCCGGUGGACCGUCCAAGUUUUAUGUCGUGCUUGAUUGUGGGAGUACUGGGACUCGUGUAUACAUAUAUGAAGCAUCUGUCGCUCACAAGAAAAAUAGUAAUCUUCCUAUCGUCUUGACAUCAUAUUCUGGGGCAUACAAAAAGCCAAAGGGACAGAGUGGGCGUGCUUAUAAUCGUAUGGAGACUGAGCCUGGGCUUGAUAAAUUGGUACGCAACUCUACCGGUUUGAAGGGUGCAAUAAAGCCACUUUUACGGUGGGCAGAGAAGCAGAUUCCAAAGAAUUCACAUAAGAGUACUUCUCUUUUCCUUUAUGCUACUGCUGGUGUUCGUAGGCUACGAAAACCGGACUCUGAUUGGAUUCUUAAUCAUGCUUGGUCUAUUCUAAAAAGCUCCCGUUUCUCAUGUCAACGGGAAUGGAUCAAGAUUAUCAGUGGCAUGGAGGAAGCUUAUUAUGGUUGGAUCGCUUUAAAUUAUGAAACAAGUGUCUUAGGGGCCAUGCCUAAGAAGCCUACUUUUGGUGCUCUCGAUUUGGGUGGUUCAUCACUGCAAGUAACAUUUGAGAGCAAGGAACCUGUUCAGAACAAAACUAACUUAAACCUGAGCAUUGGACCAGUGAACCAUCAUCUCAGUGCCUAUUCUCUAUCAGGUUAUGGAUUAAAUGAUGCCUUUGACAAAUCCGUUGUUCAUCUUCUCAAAGGGAUGCCAAAAGUGACCAAGGAAGAUUUAGCUCAUGGAAAUGUAGAAAUCAGGCAUCCCUGCUUACAUUCUGGAUAUAAAAGUGAAUACUCCUGCUCACAAUGUGCAUCCCUGAACCAAGAGGCUGGGAGCCCUCGUUACGGAGAGAAAGACCUUGGCAAAGGAGGCAAACCUGGAGUCCCUGUUUGGCUUAUUGGAGCCCCGAAUUGGUCAGAGUGCAGUGCAGUUGCAAAGGUCGCUGUUAAUUUGUCAGAAUGGUCAGACCUUAGCCCUGGUAUUGAUUGUGAUGUGCAACCAUGUGCUCUUUCCGAAGAUCUUCCCCAUCCUCGUGGUCAGUUUUUUGCAAUGUCUGGUUUCUUUGUUGUCUAUCGUUUUUUCAACUUGAGUUCAGAAGCAACCCUGGAUGACGUAUUAGAGAAGGGGCAUCAGUAUUGCGAUCAAACUUGGGAAGUUGCAUAUAAAAGCGUUCCUCCACAACCAUUCAUUGAACAGUACUGCUUUAGGGCACCCUAUACAGUUUCAUUGUUGCGGGAAGGCUUGCACAUAACUGAUGGUCAGAUCAUGAUUGGCUCUGGUGGCACUACUUGGACACAAGGGGUUGCCCUUGUUGAAGCCGGGAAGGCAUUUGCAACUAGAACAGAGCUUCAUUCGCUUCAGUUAUUUGAGAUGAAGAUAGAUCCUGUGAUCCUUUUUGCUGUUCUGUUGAUAUCAUCAUUUGUGCUGGUCUGUGCAUUAUCAUGUGCUGGUAAUUGGCUCCCUAGAUUUUUCCGCAGAACGCAUCUUCCUAUCUUCAGGCAUAAUAGUGCUCCAGCUGCUGUCCUCAAUAUUGCAUCUCCUUUUCGGUUCCAGCGUUGGAGUGCUAUAACUUCCGGGGAUGCUAGAGUGAAAAUGCCACUGAGUCCAACAGCUGUGGGUGAUCAAGAAAGGUCAUUUGGCAUUGGACAUUGGUUCGGUGGAACUGGAAGCAACAUUCAGCUCACUGAUUCAGCAGUAGGUGGUGUUUCACACAGUCCUUCAUCGGGUAGCUUAGGACAAAUGCAAUUUGACAACAACGGCAUGGGUGCAAUGUGGAGCCCUCAUAGAAGUCAGAUGCGUCUUCAAAGUAGACGGUCAGCAUCCCGAGAGGAUCUGAUGUCUUCUGUGGCUGAUGGAGUGAUGAAGGUUUAGGUCUUCAUAAAUCCUGAAAUAUAUCGUUGACUGGGAUGAUUGCCUGCUAACGAGCUAUUCAUGAUCCGAGAUCGCUAUUAACUUCAAUCGAAGAGGGAAUUCCACACUACCUGAGGGGCACAUGCAAAAGCUGUUCAGACUCCUAAACCGAGUAUACAAAGAGCGUCGAGUAUUACUCUUUUGAACCGGCAGAGACCCUAUCUGUAAAUCACACAUUCAACCAGAGGUGGCAGCCGUAAAGGAAGCUAAAAUUGAGUUGUUGAGAUCUUCUGGCUAACACCUUUUUUUCCCUGAAUGUGCUAUAAUGUUAUUCACUGUAAUCCAUCUAGGUGACUGCUGGUCACUAAUUAAAUUUUGUUUUCUCUGAUGAUUAAUGUUGAACUGAUUGCACAGAUGAUUCUUUCUGGUGAUCAGAUGGAAGUAAAUACAGAACCAUAUAUAUAAAUAUACUACUUACUAUUGAAUAUAA